AUGUCGGCCGAGGACGACAUAGCCGACUCGAUGGAAGCGCUGCGCCUGACCCACGAGCAGGGGAUCGACCAGCUCGUGCCCAACGUGUCGGAGGGCGAGGACGACUACUACGACUACGACCACGACAACGACGCAAACGGCGACGGGGACCGCGAGAUGGGCGACUACGACUGGCUCGACCAGGACCAGGCCUCCGUGUCCGGCGUCGGCUCCGUCCUCUCCCACGCCUCCUCCCUGCCCGUCGGCGCGUCGGCCCUGUCGACCCCGCCGAGCUCGGCCGCGGUCCCGGCUCCGCACGGUCUGUUGUUGUCUGGGGGUCAGGCGCAGUCGCAGGGUGAGGGGGGCAAGGGCAGGCCGAGGACGCUGGCCAGCUUGAGGCUGCAGCCGCAGUUUAAUCUCGAUUCGGCGGGGAAGCUGCUGGAUACGUUCAGGGAGGCCAUGAUGAGCCAUUUUCAUUGUGUGGUGCUGAAGGCGGAUGAGACGGUUGCGAGUAUGGCGAAGGAGCGGCCGUUUGUGCUGUUGGCGGUGCUGGCGGCUGCGAGUGGCAGCAGUACGCUGCAGGGGCACAGUUUGUAUGAUGAGGAGUUUCGGAAGAUUCUGGGGCUGAAGUUCGUGGCGGGGGGUGAGAGGACUAUCGAGCUGCUUCAGGGCCUGGUGAUUUAUAUCGCUUGGUACCCGUUUCAUCUCCGACCCAAAAACAAGCAGUCGUUGCAGUAUAUCCGCAUGGUUGUCGACAUCAUCAGCGACCUCGAACUAGACGAAGACCCCGGCACCGACUCGAUGGACGUCCCCAUGACCCCUGAACGCCUCGAACAGGUCAGGCUGUAUCUUGCAAGCUACUACCUCGCCUCAUCCGCUGCUUCCACCUGGGGCCGUUCCUCCUCCCUCAGCUACACCGAAUACACCGCCCGCUGCAGCGACCUCCUCGAGCACCACAGCCCCCUCCAAGGCGACCACAUCCUAGCCUGGCAGGCCCGCCUCGAGCGCCUCGUCGAAGAAACCAACGAACUCCGGCGCACCCAGCGCGGGCGCUCCCAGAGCGAGUACCAAAUCGGCCUCAUGCUACGAGGCAUGGAAACCCAGCUCACCGAGUGGGAAGCCCGCAUGACCCCGCCCGUAGCCUCCACCCCCUCCAUCCGGCUCGCCGUGCUCUUCACGCGCGUCUUCCUCUCCGGCGCACCACUACUCAAGCUCCCCUCGGUGAAACUCGGCCCGGCCCUCGACGGCACCGCCGCCUUCCGCGCCGACCCGGCGCGGCUCAUCGCCGUCGUCCCCGCGCUGCACGCGCUGUACGAUUUCCUCCUGGGGCUCGCGCCCCGCGACUUCAACGCCUUCAUCGGCGUCGAGUGGGGCGCCCUGAUCCUCGCCAUCAUCCUCGGCUUCCGCAUGUCCUUUCCCCUGCUGGUCUGCCCGGAGUGGGACGACCGCGCGGCGCGCGGGCUGGUGCGGUUUGAGGAGUAUAUCGGUCGGUUCUGCCGCUUGGGUGGUGGCGAGGAUGGCGGGGAGGUUGUGGCGGCGAUGGCGGUGCCUGCUCCCGCUGCCGCGGCUGCUCCCGCGGCCCCCCCCGCUGCUGCUGGCCCCGGGCCGGGCGCGGCGGCGGGGCAGGCGAAGAGUAUGGAUGUGCUGAGCGCGAGUAGGAUCGUGCUGGAUAUGGUGCGGCGCAAGUUUAUGAGGCGGCUGGUGAAACUGGAGCGGCAGCGGCGGGAACAGGAGCAGCAGGAACAGCAACAGCAGCAGGAACAACAGAAGCAGCAGCAGCAGGUGGAGGCACUUCUGGCGGCGGCAGCGCCGCCGCACCCCGUUCCGGCGCCGGCGUCUGGUAGGGCGGGAGGGGCGGUGCCGGUUCAGCACGAUUCGGCCACCAACGGGUGCCCCAUGAUGGACGGCAGUCUGGAGCCGUACUACCCGUACUGGGACGAGACCUUCAACAACGGCCUGGCUGCUGCCGGUGCUUUUGUUGCGGCUGGAGCGCAGGGAGCGGAGCAAGGGGCCGGAGCAGCCGCGCCGGAGCCUGGUGGUGUGCAGGUGCCGGAUGACUUGUGGACGGCUAUGACGAUGGGUUGGGCGCAAGGGGAUGUGAACUUUGACGGUUUGUGA
This is a messenger RNA of Chaetomium fimeti, 2097 nucleotides long. RefSeq lists its product as uncharacterized. Gene Ontology annotation, cellular component: nucleus. The coding region runs from base 1 to 2097 and encodes 698 amino acids. The record is from RefSeq and is a predicted model, not a curated record. Gene Ontology annotation, molecular function: transcription cis-regulatory region binding; DNA-binding transcription factor activity, RNA polymerase II-specific. NCBI's taxonomy places the organism in Eukaryota, Fungi, Ascomycota, Sordariomycetes, Sordariales, Chaetomiaceae. The transcript is spliced from 3 exons. Gene Ontology annotation, biological process: regulation of DNA-templated transcription.